This is a messenger RNA of Cylicostephanus goldi, 465 nucleotides long. NCBI's taxonomy places the organism in Eukaryota, Metazoa, Nematoda, Chromadorea, Rhabditida, Strongylidae. The record is from the annotation of a GenBank genome assembly.
AUGGAGCAUGUAAAAGCGAAAUUCACAUGGUUAGAAGGCGCUUGGGGUGAAAGCGCUGAGAAAUUUGAAGCACUCAUGGGUUCCGUAAUCUCGCAGGCAACACGAUUGGAUCAAACCGCACCCGUUGGCAACAUGAUCAACGAGUAUGCACCAUCGUGGUGGACGCGAAUGUGUCGCGCUUUGGUGCGAAUGGAGAAACCCAAGCACCAUAAUGCGGAAGAAUGGCAUCCGGAAGAUCCGCACGCAAAAACGGAGCCGCCUGCUAAGCCGAAUCCACAGGCCAGACUGCAGCGGGCUCUGUCCAUCAUGAACCCGCAUAUACAUGAGUUACGAGCGGAAAGCUACUUUGGUAUGAUUCGUUUGCUUAAGCCAGGAUGUCGCUCUCUGAUCCUUCUUGUCGAUGAACAGAGCAAAGAAAAGCUCAUGAUGCAGUUUGCUCAGUAUAUAUUACCGCUAAGGAAGUAA